AUGCCCAAAAUCGAUGCUAUAAUUGUCGAGGAUAUCACUUAUACAACUAAUUAUAACUUUCACCAACUUUUCCAUGAUCUUCUGAUUAUUCAAAAAUACCUACUUUCAUAUCAAAGCACAUCUAUCCUAUAUUCCACGGUUGAAACGAAAUUGUCUAAUUCUAUUUUUCCUUUUUAUUUGCAGAUCGAAUUGGAGAAUCUCAAUAGUGCAACAGAUGAGAUUAAUAAACUCGAAAUUGAAUUAGAGGAAGCAAAUUCAACCUUCCGCAUAUUGUUAAAUGAAUCUACAAGACGCCUGAAAUUAUCAUCAAAAAAAUUAGGUAGCUGUAUUGAGAAGGCUCGUCCCUACUAUGAAGCGUUGGAGAAAGCACGAGAAGCGCAAAUUGAGUGCCAGAAGGCAGCUGUGAAAUUUCAACGCGCCAAUGAAAUUCACACCGCUGCCAAGGAGACUGUAGCCUUAGCUGAAGAACGCUUCAUGUCCAAUUCACAUGAGUGGCAAUUCGACAAUGCUUGGCAGGAAAUGUUGAAUCAUGCCACACAAAAGGUGAUGGACGCGGAAAAACAAAAGGCCGAAUGCCAUGCGGAACACCAACGUCGCACUAAAAUCUUCAAUACAGCUGAGCAAAAGGUCCAGCAGUUGGAGGAGCGCUUUCGUCGUAGCAUUACAAAAUCGCGCCCUUACUUUGAGGAGAAGCAAAUCUGCCAAGACCAGCUGCAAACUCAAAAGAACCGCAUUCAAGAAUUGCAACAGCAAGUACAAUCGGCAAAGAACACCUAUUCUACAGCGCUACGCAACCUGGAACGCAUCAGCGACGAUAUUCAUCGCCAACGUGGCGAUUUUCCGCAAAUGGGCGCACCACCACCAGGGCCGCGUGAACCUGGUGUCGGCGCCGAACUGAAUUCGCCUACAACGACCACUCUACCGCCGUUACCCGACUUCCAACUAGAGUUGGAGAAGUGUGAUUACCCUUCGAUUGCGGGCAGUCAGAUCUCGCUGAGUGGCAAUUCGCAUCGUUCCAGCGAUUUAGCUAGCGUCAGCACACAACCUGCCUCCAUCGGUCACAGCGCUGGCGACGAAUCCGAAACCGAAGAAUGUGAAGCCGACUAUGCGGAUAGCGGCGAAUUGCGUGGAGUUGUUGAUGAACGUGAUCUUGAAGAGCUACGUCAGAAAGUUAAAAUACUGGCAGUGCGUCCCAUCGAGGGCGGCGAUGGUGAGCAACAGCGCAAUGAUAUGUGGGAGCAUGAGUUGACCGCCACUGUUGACAAGCUGGAUCAAUUAAUGCUAAUGAAUGAAUGCGCGCUAAAGCAACAGAAACAAUUAAAAGUAAAACAUCAGCUACAACAACAACAGCAGCAGCAAGAUCGCCCUGUGAUUGGCGCUGGUGUACGCCCCGUUUCGUUGGGCGCCGAAGCACCAGCACAAAUGUAUGACAUUGUACACGCUAAGCCGGUAGCGGUUGUUGAGGAAAUCGACGAAGACGACGUUGACGUCAUUAUGGUGGCGGGCAAGGCUGGACCGCUCGUACAAAUCACACACGCCAAACAGUCGCUCCAGCAGCUGAAAGGCGAUGCCGGUGUAGUCAGUUAUCCAGCCACACCCGAACAUGCUGUGCAACCCGUAAAAAAGUUGCAACAGAAAUUGGGGCCCUUGCCAACAGUGAAUGUUUCGAUGCGCGAAUUGCCGCUGCUAGCGCGACUCUCCAACGAAAUCCUAGAUCGUGCAGCAAUCUAUAAUAAAGGCCGUCAGCUGCGACGACGUUCGUUAGACUAAAAGGGGGUGUGUGUUUGUGCCAGUUGCAGUGGCCACCUGAAGUGGGUUAAUUUAAGGGAGCAUUAAUUAGCGUUAAGCGGGGAGAGUACUAUUUAUAUGUGAAUAUGAACUACUGAAGGGGUGGAAAAAAAGAGGGUUAAAAUACUUUACAACUAGGUA
This is a messenger RNA of Rhagoletis zephyria (snowberry fruit fly), 1929 nucleotides long. It is a transcript of the gene pcs, whose product is annotated as SH3 domain-binding protein parcas. Gene Ontology annotation, cellular component: cytoplasm. Gene Ontology annotation, molecular function: protein kinase inhibitor activity. The record is from RefSeq and is a predicted model, not a curated record. Gene Ontology annotation, biological process: intracellular signal transduction. NCBI's taxonomy places the organism in Eukaryota, Metazoa, Arthropoda, Insecta, Diptera, Tephritidae.